Molecule: messenger RNA, 237 nt
Organism: Peronospora matthiolae
Lineage: Eukaryota; Oomycota; Peronosporomycetes; Peronosporales; Peronosporaceae
Source: the annotation of a GenBank genome assembly
AUGCAGCACAGUGGACACGACUUACAGUGUGUAGGCGCUGGACACCCAGCAGGCACAACGUUUGUGCACGGGAAAGUGGCAAGGCGGAUUACGUCCAACAGUUUGAUUGUACCAUACGAGACACAAGAGACGAAGGUCAUGUGCAAAGCUGAGGAUCUUUUCGCUCAAUUGCCGUGCCUUGCAUUAGAAGUUGCUCGCGGUCUUCCGCAAGCCGCAGGUGUCGCGUUGGAUUGUUAA